CGCCGCCGCCUGCACUAGCGCCAUGCCCGGCCGCCCCGGCCUGCCCGGGGGAGCCUAAGGGGUCGCGUCGCGGCGGGGCGAGCGGGAGCAGGAGGAGGAGGAGGGAGCAGCAGCAGCAGCAGCAGCAGCAGCAGCGGGCGGGCUGGCCAUGGCGGCCGCCGGCGGCUACACGGACCUGCGCGAGAAGCUCAAGUCCAUGACUUCCCGGGACGGCGCCAAGGCGGGCGGCCGGGACGCCGCGGCCGCCGCUGCAGCCGCCGCCGCCGCCGCUGCUGUGGCCGCCGCCGCCGCCGCCGCGGCCGCCGGGGCCAACCACCACCACCACCACCACCACCACCACCACCACCAUCACAGCAACAACAGCAACAGCAACAAGCGCAAGUACGCCGAGGACUCGGACGCCGAGCGCAGCGACUACGAGGAGCAGCAGCUGCACAAGGAGGAGGAGGCGCGCCGGGUCAAGAGCGGCAUCCGGCAGAUGCGCCUCUUCAGCCAGGACGAGUGCGCCAAGAUCGAGGCCCGCAUCGACGAGGUGGUGUCCCGCGCCGAGAAGGGGCUCUACAACGAGCACACGGUGGACCGGGCCCCGCUGCGCAACAAGUACUUUUUCGGCGAGGGUUACACGUACGGCGCGCAGCUGCAGAAGCGCGGGCCGGGCCAGGAGCGCCUCUACCCGCCGGGCGACGUGGACGAGAUCCCCGAGUGGGUGCACCAGCUGGUCAUCCAGAAGCUCGUGGAGCACCGCGUCAUCCCCGAGGGCUUCGUCAACAGCGCCGUCAUCAACGACUACCAGCCGGGCGGCUGCAUCGUCUCGCACGUGGACCCCAUCCACAUCUUCGAGCGCCCCAUCGUGUCCGUGUCCUUCUUCAGCGACUCGGCGCUCUGCUUCGGCUGCAAGUUUCAGUUCAAGCCCAUCCGGGUGUCGGAGCCCGUGCUGUCCCUGCCCGUGCGCAGGGGGAGCGUCACGGUGCUCAGUGGGUAUGCUGCUGAUGAGAUCACGCACUGCAUACGGCCUCAGGACAUCAAGGAACGCCGCGCCGUCAUCAUCCUCAGGAAGACCAGACUAGAUGCUCCCCGGCUGGAAACCAAGUCCCUGAGCAGCUCCGCAUUGCCACCUAGCUACAUCUCGGACCGCCUGUCAGGAAACCACAGGGACCCCUCUCUGAAGCCCAAGCGAUCCCACCGCAAGGCAGACCCAGACGCAGCCCACAGGCCGCGGAUCCUGGAGAUGGACAAAGAGGAGAACCGCCGCUCGGUGCUGCUGCCCACGCACCGGCGGAGGGGCAGCUUCAGCUCCGAGAACUACUGGCGCCAGUCCUACGAGUCCGCGGAAGACUGCUCGGAGGCAGCGGGCAGCCCUGCCCGCAAGGUGAAGAUGCGGAGGCACUGAGGCCCGCCGCCUCCCUGGGAACUCUGGCUCAUCCUCACCAAGCUGCCCCUUUGUGUUGAGGGUUUGCUUUAUGUUUCUGUUGGUUUUUUUUCCUUCCUUGAUCCUAUAUAUUGUUUCCUUGGUUUGUUGCCUGUGAAGGCUGACAGAGCGGAAAGGCCCAGGAGCUGGGCGCUCGUGUUCUUGAUUUUCCUCCUUGGCAGAAAGGCUGUUGGUGUGUGUAGGGGAUGGAGGCUCGCUGCGCCGGGGGAGCCAGCAGAGGUGUAGGGGCUGUGUCAAACUGGGUUUAUUUAAAAGAAACAAUGUUUUGGUUCAGAAAAUCCUUGUUUUGCUUUCAUUGUAAAUCUGCAGUUUCUAAAACAGUUGCUCCUCCUGCCCACUCCGUUGUUCCCUGCGCCGGGUGGAGGUGCCCGGGGUGCCCGCCGUCCCCUCCCCUCGCUGCACUCAGGCCCCGGAAGCUCACACACACGCUCUCUCCUCCUGCCAUGGCAGAGCUGUUCAGGUUGGCAGGCUGGGGGUGCCCAGUGCCUGCUGCCUGCCCGCGGUCCUCGGGCCGCUCCUCUGCGGCACGUGCGUGCGGUUGUACAGUUAGGGUUGCCACAUCGGGUCAGUUUUAGGAGUCGUUUUCUAGCUAGAAAAGACGCGUGUCCUUCCAAGUCUAGCAUUUGGGAUAUGGGAAAUUGUUGUGGUGUGUGGUAGGGCUUUGUUUCGAGGGGUUUUUGUUUUUGUUUUGUUUUGUUUUUUCUUUGGUCUCCUUUGCCUUCUCUCUCUCUCUCCUACUCUGGCCAGCUUGGGCCUUGCCCCCCCUUCAUCCCUCUCGAAAGGGGCCUGUUCUGCCUGCCUGCCUGCAGCCAGCACAGGGCGAUCGCCCAGGCCUGCGAGCGGGGUCGGUGCCCCUUCGCCUCAGGGGCGUGGGAGCUGGGGAGCGGGCUUAGAGAAAUAACAGAAGGAAAAAAAACAAGUGCUAGUUCCUCCCACUUAGAUCUGCGCAGGUGCAAGGCUUUGCUCUUCCGGAUUCAUGAGGGACAUUUUGGCAGCCGGAGCGGGGACCCUCCUGGCAGCCGGGGGCUCGGCACGGAGGUGGCAGAGUUCCGGGGCAGCCACCCUCACGGAGCCCCUGUCCCGGGGGCCAGAACUCCUUUGCCAGCGUGGAUUCCUCAUGUCAGGACUGCAUCACUAAAGCAGUUGCAGUUUUAUUUUUUUUACAGCUUUUUUCCCAAAAAAAAAAAAAAAAAAAAAAAAAAAGGUUUGUAGUUGUGUGUGCAGCACUUUGCCCUGAUAUGUGUGCUCUACAAUAAAAACCAAAUCUAAUAUA
Molecule: messenger RNA, 2702 nt
Organism: Ochotona curzoniae (black-lipped pika)
Lineage: Eukaryota; Metazoa; Chordata; Mammalia; Lagomorpha; Ochotonidae
Gene: ALKBH5
Product: alkB homolog 5, RNA demethylase
Exons: 4
Coding region: 149-1390 (413 amino acids)
Biological process (GO): mRNA export from nucleus; mRNA processing
Cellular component (GO): nucleus
Molecular function (GO): oxidative RNA demethylase activity
Source: RefSeq, a predicted model, not a curated record